Glossina fuscipes is the source of this 393-nucleotide messenger RNA. Its product is annotated as histidine-rich glycoprotein-like. NCBI's taxonomy places the organism in Eukaryota, Metazoa, Arthropoda, Insecta, Diptera, Glossinidae. The transcript has a single exon. The coding region runs from base 75 to 371 and encodes 98 amino acids. The record is from RefSeq and is a predicted model, not a curated record.
AUUUAAGUAUAAAAGCCGGGACGCUCAAGAGUUUGUUAAGCAGUUUUCAGUAACGCAAAUCAAACAAAGUCAAAAUGAAAUUCUUAGCUGUCGCUUGUUUCUUACUUGUCGCCGUUGUCGCUAUCAGCGCUGACCAACAUGACUACGAUCAUGGUCAUCAUGAUAGUGGACAUGGACAUUAUGAACAUCAUGGCCAUGACAGUGGACACGCCAGCCACGGCACUCAACACGAUAGCCAUGGUCAAGGCAAUGAAGAAAGCCGUCAAUACGGCGGCCACCAUGGCCACCACGGCCACCACGGCCACCAGGGCCACCAUCAGGGUCACCACGAACAUUACCACGGUCAUCAUCAUCACAGCCAUUACUAUUAAACGUGCAAAGAUUAAUAAUUCG